This is a messenger RNA of Polyodon spathula (Mississippi paddlefish), 4488 nucleotides long. RefSeq lists its product as uncharacterized. Bases 7 to 3774 code for a protein of 1255 amino acids. The record is from RefSeq and is a predicted model, not a curated record. The transcript has 7 exons. Gene Ontology annotation, molecular function: calcium ion binding. Lineage: Eukaryota; Metazoa; Chordata; Actinopteri; Acipenseriformes; Polyodontidae.
ACUGCAAUGGAAAGUGAAGAGGAAUAUCUAGAAAAAGAACAUGACCAACAUUCACAAAGGAUAACUACUCCAAAUGCAGUGGAAAGUGAAGAAGAAUAUCUAGAAAAAGAACAUGACCAACAUUCACAAAUGAUUACUACUCCAAAUGCAGUGGAAAGUGAAGAGGAAUAUCUAGAAAAAGAACAUGACCAACAUUCACAAAGGAUAACUACUCCAAAUGCAGUGGAAAGUGAAGAGGAAUAUCUAGAAAAAGAACAUGACCAACAUUCACAAAGGAUAACUACUCCAAAUGCAGUGGAAAGUGAAGAAGAAUAUCUAGAAAAAGAACAUGACCAACAUUCACAAAUGAUUACUACUCCAAAUGCAGUGGAAAGUGAAGAGGAAUAUCUAGAAAAAGAACAUGACCAACAUUCACAAAGGAUAACUACUCCAACUGCAACAGGAAGUGAAGAAGAAUAUCUAGAAAAUUCUAACCUGUUUGCAGUGGAAAGUGAAAUAUAUCUUAAGAACUCUAAACAUGACCAGUAUUCACCAGAGAUUACUACUGCACAUGCCACAGAAAGUGAAGAGGAAUAUCUAGAAAAAGAACAUGAUCAACAUUCACAAAGGAUUACUACUCCAAAUGCAGUGGAAAGUGAAGAGGAAUAUCUAGAAAAAGAACAUGACCAACAUUCACAAAGGAUUACUACUCCAACUGCAACAGGAAGUGAAGAGGAAUAUCUAGAAAAUUCUAACCUGUUUGCAGUGGAAAGUGAAAUGGAUCUUAAGAACUCUAAACAUGACCAGUAUUCACCAGAGAUUACUACUGCACAUGCCACAGAAAGUGAAGAGGAAUAUCUAGAAAAAGAACAUGACCAACAUUCACAAAGGAUAACUACUCCAAAUGCAGUGGAAAGUGAAGAGGAAUAUCUAGAAAAAGAACAUGACCAACAUUCACAAAGGAUUACUACUCCAACUGCAACAGGAAGUGAAGAGGAAUAUCUAGAAAAUUCUAACCUGUUUGCAGUGGAAAGUGAAAUGGAUCUUAAGAACUCUAAACAUGACCAGUAUUCACCAGAGAUUACUACUCCAAAUGCAAUUGAAAGUGAAGAGGAAUAUCUAGAAAAAGAACAUGAUCAACAUUCACAAAGGAUUACUACUCCAAAUGCAGUGGAAAGUGAAGAGGAAUAUCUAGAAAAUUCUAAGCUGUUUGCAGUAGAAAGUGAAAUAGAUCUUAAGAACUCCAAACAUGACCAGUAUUCACAAGAGAUUACUACUGCACAUGCAACAGAAAGUGAAGCAGAAUCUUCAGAUCACAAUCGUGACAAACAUUCACAAAGGAUUACUACUCCUAUAAAUGCAAUGGAAAGUGAAGAGGAAUAUAUUGAAAGUUAUAACUAUGACCAGCAUGCAAUAGAAAGUGAAACGGAAUACCUAGAAAACUAUAAACAUGACCGGAUUUCACAAAGGAUUACUACUCCUAUAAAUGCAAUGGAAAGUGAAACAGAAUAUGUAGAAAACAGUCCUGACCAGCAUCCACGUAGGAUUACUACUAAUGCAAUGGAAAAGGUAGAAUAUCGAGCAAAUUAUAAAAAUGACCUGCGUGCAGUGGAUAAUGAAGUGGAAUAUCAAGAUAACAUCCGUGAACAACAUUCUUCAAAUGCAAAAGAAAAUGAACAGGAAUAUCUAGAACAUUCAAACCUGUUUCCAAUGGAAAGUGAAAUGGAUCUCAAAAACUAUAAGUAUGACCAACAUUCACUAGCGAAUACUACUCCAAAUGCAAUGGAAAGUGAAGACAAAUAUGUUGGAAAUGGUACAGAUUACCAGAAUGUAAUAGUAAAUGAACCAGAAUAUAUAAACAGUCAACACCCACGAAAGAUUACUACUCAAAAUGCAGUAGGAAGUGAAGAGGAAAACCUAGAAAAUAAUAAGCCUGACCAUCCUGUAAUUGCUAGUUAUAUGAACGAACCAUUUUUGCAGACUACUGCAGUAAGUGCUGUGCAGGACACCAGCCUGCUGAGAACUGUUCAUUUUGAUACCUUUCUAACACCCUUGCAGUCAAAACUGCCUGAAAUCCAGUCUGAGGCUUUUGACUUUGCAAAUUUGGAUGCAACGGCUGCUUUAGAUUUGAGCGGUAACCUUGAUCCAACCAGAGUCCAGUCCUUCUCUUUGAUAAGUAAGGUGCUUCUUGGGAUGCACGACACUUCCUCUGAAGAAAGGUUUGUAAUAGAUGCACAGCCUCUAAAUAAAGCACGACUAGAAGACAUUGACGGUGUUUGUAGUUCUUGUGAUUCUUCCAGAGUAUCUGUGGUAGGUACAAGUGGAAAAGAUGUCGCAGGAAGUUUCCUGAGCCCUACUUUAUUAUUUGCUAACAAGUUUAAGCAGUCUGAAAUCUUUGCAGAUGAAAGCAAUAGUGCAUCUUACCUUCAGCUAUCUACAGCAGAUUAUCUGAACACGUUUAAAUCCAAUCAAGCAAUCGAAAAGAUCCAUAACACCAUAGAAGUGUCGCAGGUAGUCCUUGAAAGCAGGUUUGAAAGUCUAGAUGGGGAAGACCAUGAAUUGAGUCCCAUAUUCACGAAUAGGGAUUCCAAUUACACGGUUAAUGGCGAUCAAACUGGUUAUGUUACCCCAGGACUUUUAGAGGGGGAUUCUGAAAUUGACCAACAACUAAAAUUCACCACUGAUCCGUCUGAAUCUCUUAAGCAAGAUGGCAUUGAAGUACAGAUACAAACUGGGAAACUCUGGACCAGUGCAGCUUGGGAAGAAUCAAUUGGAACCACAGAUGGAUCUUCUAUCAAUAGAAACGAGAUAAACUCUCUUUUAGAGAAGAGAAUGGAUGGUGCCAGCCCUCUACAGCCAAUCGGCGAAGACCAAACCUCAAUAGCACGUGCCUUAAACUUCUCUGAUGAUAAGACUAGUGCUUACAGAUCCCACAGAAAUGUUACUCUGCUUGCUCAUUUUCCCGGAGAGUAUUUGUUUGAAGUUUCCAUUGAAAUGCAAAUAAAUCUCACUGGAAGAGAGAACUUGAAGGAUUUGGAAAGGACACUCUUGACAUUGUUGGAGAAUCUGAUAAAAGAUGAUUUGAAGCACUUGCAUCCACCCAAAAGCAUCACUCUGAAAAGAGUUAAAAGGUUGAAAUCUGGUCUUGUGUACAUAUUAUGGCUGCACUUUGGCUUUGGAGAGAGAACCAUGCACAUGUCGAUUCAGUCUUGCUUGCAGAGACUUGUGAACAGGCCUGUGGUAGAGCUGGAGACCAAGAAUGCUCUUGUGAGUUCAGUAUCAACAGAAGAUGUGAAUGAGUGCAGUACCGAGAUGCUGCUGUGCGAUGCCCAUGCCGACUGCUUCAAUGAGUUUGGCACUUACACAUGCCGAUGUCAGGAAGGCUUUGAAGACCGGUCUCGAGCUGGUUCAGGUGGCACGAUUUGUGUUAAUGUUGCAGGUUCCAAAUCGCCCACCCUUUUGGAAACCUUAACUGGCUUUGGAUUUGUAUUAAUUGUGUUUCUGUUGUUUUUCAUGGUGGUUGUAGCUGUUGUUUAUAAAAGACAGCAACAAGGGACAUUUGUUGUUCAUUGUGAAAAUCUGGAGUCUGCAGUACUGCAGCAGUGUUUGCAAACUCACGGUUGUGGACUUAAUCAAAAGGACGAUGUAGUUGAGCCUAAAGAGUGUGACUCUAGGGAAGGCCUGCCUCUUACUUCGUUUGAGUAUUUCUGUGGCUCGGAAAGAAUUGUUGAUGGAAUGUCUGGAAACACACAGGGAGAUGAUGCGAGUGUUGUUGACGAACGUGCAAUGUUUUAAGUACGUCCUGCACUUUUACAAUCCUUGGCUACCAUAUUGCUAUAAGGUACAUGUUGUGUAUAAUUUAGUUAGUAGUUAUUUUAUUUGCAGUGAUUUAAUGUUUAGUCUAUCCAUGUUAAUGCUUUAGGUUCAUAUAGACCAACAAAGUCAGUCAUAAGCAACUUGUUGUGUUGCAACUGGAUUUCAGCAGCAGUUCUUGUUUCCAAUUGUACUGAUCUUUUGUAUUGGUUGCAGUGGCUGGUCCUAACACAAGCAAAAUCAAAGUAACUCCUUCACAAUGUGAUUGUCAUGUUGAAUUUAAUAUUGCUGUUUCUUUUAGAUUUAUUUAUAUAACAAUCCUCAUGUUUAAUUUAAAAGUAUAUUGUUCUGUGUACCUUCUGCCUAAAAGUGUAUAGCUUAUAAUACUUGCUGUGGGACUGGGGAGAAAAAAAGGAUUUCCAAUGUGUUACAGAUCUGCAUGUAAUGUAUCUACCACUAGGGGUCAGAUUGUACCUCCUUGUAUUGGUCUGUUCCUAUCUUCACAUUAAAAUCGACUGCUGUACUGAUGUAGACCAAUGACCACUUAUUUUGUCACUACUGUAUGCUUGUAUAUUGGAUAAUCCCAGUUGUAAGCGGUUGGCAGAUUGUCAACAUCACACACCUACAGUGGAACAUUGUUUAAGCAAGGUGUUUUUCUUUCAUUCAGAUAGUUUGCAUUAUUUGCCAUUUUGGUAA